GACGACAAGGACGGCAAACGGGGGUGGCGGCGGGCGCCUGCUAGGGUAGAGGCUGCCGCCGGCCGCGCAGCCAACACCGAAGAGCGCGAUGCGCCCUCGAGCCGCCGUCGCUGCCCGCCGCCAGCAGGCUCGCUGACGGUCGAGCAUCCCCGCAGCGGCCAUGAGUCGUCGGGCACUGCUCCUCCCCGCGGGCCACGGGCCCGCCGGCCCGGGGUUCCCGCCCCGGGGCGGGGACGAACGAGACCGCCAGCCGCCGCCGCCGUCGCUGCUCCACCAGGAGCUGCUCGAGUGCCUCCGCGAGCAGCUGCCCAGGACGCGGCGCGGAGACGCCUUCGCGCCGGAGGUCGUGCUCGAGUUCGUGCGCAGCAUCACCGAGCUGCAGGGCGACGACUUCAAGGAGCGCGGCGCGUCACCCGGUGGGCAUCCACCGGCAGAGGCGGCGCAGCAGCACCACGAAGGCAAGCACAUCCUGGACGCGUCGCUGGAGGACUUGAACUGCGACCCGGUGCCCGUGCUGCUGCCGCUGGUGGUGAGCCCGAGGGGCGCCAGCGACACGGCGGUCGCCAACUCGAACGGCUCCUGGCAGCUGGACCAGCGCCGGCGCUCCGCCGAGAAUGCGCUGCGUCGCUUCCGGCUUCGCUCGCACCCGAGUUCCGAGGGCGUCCACGAGAGGGCCGUGAUUGCCGAAGCGCUGAAGGACAUUCGACGGCGCCUCGACCCGUCCCCUCCUCGGGAGUCGUCGGAAGAGACGGCCGGUCCCAGCGAGCUCGAAGAGCUCAUGGAGGGCAGCUCGCUCGCGACCACGUCCGAGGACACGUCAUCGUCCCAGGAAAACACCGGACACGAGGGCGGCGACUCCACCAGCGCGGAAACCGCGGAGGCGACAGAGCAGCUGGACGUCGAGGCCGCCUCCGAGGAACAGUCCGCAGACAGCGCCAAGGACUCGUGCCCCGACUUCUCAGCGUCGGCCAACUACGACCUCCUCUCCUCAGUCGUGUCGUGCCUGGAUCCGGUGGUGGACCACGUGGAGCCUUUGUACACCAUGAGGAACGUGUACCAGAACAUCGCGCAAGCCUACGACACGGUGUUCGGCUCUGCGCAGGUCGACGGAGGAGUACCGCUGUUCCUGGACGAGAACCCGAAGCAGCCGGCCGACAGCUGCUCGGCCUGCUACGACUUCACGAACCACGAGUACCUCGAACACCACGACAGGCUUCCGGGAGGCGCGUUCGAGCGAUUCAUCUCUUCGAGUCGCCAGAGCGACGUCGACGCCCAACAGCAGACAAUGCCGCGGGUGCCGGGCCGCCUGUACGCUGACGACUGCCACUUCCAGUCGCCGCACGUCGUUCCGCAGUUCCAGCAGGUGCCCCUGAACGCGGAACUGCAGGCUGCCGUUCAACAGUCCGACGGUGCGAGCGGCAGCUCGAUGAUACCCAGCGUGGACGAGAAAUCAUUCAUCAAUUUCCUUUUCUCCACCAUGUCCAACGACGAAGUCGAAGGCCGGGCCGGACAGCUGGACCUGUUCCAUAUGAACUCCAGCGUCGGCUUCCUGAACGAAAACGCGGACACUUUCAACAACCACGUCACUCCCGCCGUCAUCGCCGACUACAACAAUAACGUCUUCGGUUUCCACGACAGCAUACCGUGUUACCACGAACUGGCCACCAUCGACGAAACGGAGAGACAGGCCGAGGUUUCUGGCGAAAUGCAGGUUGCCUCUACCAUGCGGCAGUUUUCCGAACCCACCGAGAACUCGACUCCCGCUACUUCGACGGAGAUGGGCCGUGCCAGCGACACUCUGGAUUCACCCCGGAAAUAUCAGCCAACAUUCGAAGAGGAAGUUCACAUGACGGCGACCCAGGUGUUUCAAGUCGAGCUUUCAAACAUGGCGCCAGAGUUCCUCCAGUCGCUGCAAGAUAAGAAUGACGACGUGAACGCCGAGAAGGGACACGUCUUUCCUCUGUCAUCGAGGAUCUGUGACGUCCUUUCGACCGAACCCGAACGCAACUACGACCUGCUCAAGUCUUCGCCCGAGCGCUGCUCGUGGGCCAAGGCGAGGACUCCGUUCUCCGACGCCAACCUCACACCGGCGGCGGAAAUGAUUCCAGUAGCCGAAGAGGCGCUCAUGUUCCGACGUCGAAACGGACGCAAUUUCUUCUCCGACGGCAACGUUCUCGGCGACGCCAUUAGCGGCGGCCAAGCGAAGCACCAAGAACAAGUUUUGGACAGGCCCCAGCUCACGUCCUGGCCCCUCAAGCCGGCGUUCAUCAGGGACAAGGACUGGAUGAGGCGGUUCGCUCCUCUGAGGCCCAUGUUCGUCAGGGAACAGCGGCAACCCAAGAAGCCACCUCCGCUGAAGCCCGUGUUUCUCGAGCCACAGCACCGGCAGCUUGACGACUGGACGGACGGCGAUACCGCAGCAGCUAGGCACUCAAUGGACGGCAGCCUUGGCUGGACCAAGAACCUUCGCCUACCGUCCAACGCGCCCAGCUGCCUUACCGACGACGAGGUGAACACCGAGGACAUCGUCUCGGGCCUGCGAGAGGACACGGCCAUACUCACGCCGCUGCUCCUGGAGUCUCGAAUCCCGAUGCGCCAGCAGCUGGUGACGACGGAAUCGAGUUCCGGCGACGGAAGCGACUCGGACCCCCCGGGACCCUUCGGCACCUCGUCCAGCGACGACAACAAGGAUUCUUGCACCGCCACAUUGCUCGACGCCAGCGAGGACGUCGAAGACUCGGCGACGACGUCGACCGCCACGGUGACUUCCGCGCCGCCACCGCCGCAGCAUGGGAGUCUCCACAAGGCCACAUUGCGCGUUUACGAGAACGACGACCUGGGUCCCGACGAGCCGCAGGCCGCGCUGCUGGCACCGCUCCCCGCUGCCGGCGUCAUGGCCUGGCCUCGCGUGCCCUGCAACGCGCCCUCGGCUACGGACGAGUUCGACGGAUCCGUGCGGCUCUUUGACUUCGCGUCGACGGCGAGCGAAGAGACGGCCGAGGUGGGCGGAUUCAACGAGGUCUACCCGGGCUCGACCAAGAAGACUGUCACCGUCCGCGCCAUGAUGCCCACCAUCGACGAGGAAGAUCAGGAAUGACGGACACGCCACGCCGGGGGGUGUCAAGUACACGUUCCCAAGAAUCUUAUAAAAAAGCUCGGCGGAAGAAACCGUGCGUUACAAAACGAGAGAAGUGUCACUGCUUGCGAACGCCGAACGAAGAUGCGACCGUCGUGGUCAUCCCGCUCCGGGCGGUGGUGAAAAAAACAAUGUCCGAGGCCACAACUCUUCCAUUCGGCUGAACGAAGCUUUCCGCGCCAAAACGAGAACGUGUCACUGAUACUUGGGAGUGAAUCGAAGAAACGUGAUCGUCUUGAUGCUCAAUUUGAACGGAAGCCCAACUGGACUCCCUGUACCCCAUCACACGUGCUAUCUUUAAUCGGCAGUGGGCUAUAAAAUUUCGCGAUACCGAUUGACCAAUCGGCGGAGAAGUGGCGGGCAAGAGAGUGCCAGCAGUGAAUUAAGGUGUCGCUCGGGAGUAUACGCCUGUUCUACGCUGACAAACACCCCCAGCGGAACAUUGCGCAAAAUUGCGAAGUUGCUCAACGGUGAUCGCUCUCUGUAGUUGGUAUCAAAAUUUCCUAAAAACUUUUUUUUGCUCAUGU
This is a messenger RNA of Dermacentor andersoni, 3663 nucleotides long. RefSeq lists its product as uncharacterized. The record is from RefSeq and is a predicted model, not a curated record. NCBI's taxonomy places the organism in Eukaryota, Metazoa, Arthropoda, Arachnida, Ixodida, Ixodidae.